UUAAUUGCAUGUGUCUGUACGUUGCACUGGAGGGAAAAGCACAGUACUUCUGCAAGAGCUUGGAGUCAAAGGGAACUUGGCAGAGGAACAUAUUUAUAGUCCAAACGAAAGUACCUCUGAGACCUGAGAGCUCCUCAUACCAUCAUGAAUGAAACUGCAUCCAAUACAAUAACUGGAUUAUAAUUUUUGGUGGUAUUAUUAUUAUUAUUGGCUGCUUUACUUUUUGGGGUUCAUCCUGCUCCUCUUCUUCCUCUCUCCCUCCUCCUUGCUGCUCCCUGUUGGAAAUUAUGGCUCAUCCUGGGAGAAGAGGCUAUGAUAACCGGGAGAUAGUGCUGAAGUACAUCCAUUACAAACUGUCACAGAGGGGAUAUGAUUGGGCUGCCAAUGAAAACAGAGGACCAGUUUCACCAAAUCUCUCUCCCCCUACUGCUACUGGGACCUCAUCUGACCAAGCUGGGCUGGUGUCUCUGCCUCCUGAGCCCCCUGGCUCGGCUGCUGCUAGUAACGUGCCCCUUGGUGAUGGGCUGCGCCCAGCACCGCAGGCUGUUCUCUUGGCUCUGUGCCAAGCCGGAGAUGAAUUUUCCCGUCGCUACCACAGGGAUUUUGCCCAGAUGUCUGGCCAGCUGCACUUGACCCCAUUCACGGCCAGGGGGCGCUUUGUGGCGGUGGUGGAGGAGCUGUUCCGAGAUGGAGUUAACUGGGGAAGGAUCGUGGCCUUCUUUGAAUUUGGUGGUGUGAUGUGUGUGGAGAGCGUUAAUCGGGAGAUGUCGCCUCUUGUGGACAGCAUUGCUGUGUGGAUGACUGAAUACCUGAACAGACACCUACACAACUGGAUCCAGGACAACGGAGGCUGGGAUGCCUUUGUGGAAUUGUACGGCAGGAACAUGAGGCCUGUGUUUGAUUUCUCCUGGAUCUCUUUGAAGACUAUCCUAAGUCUGGCUCUGGUGGGAGCUUGCAUCACCCUGGGUGCUUAUCUGGGACAUAAGUGAAGUCAACCAUCUAACCAUGGAUUACAAACAUCUUACGAAACAAUACAAUAAUAUGGUUUUUCCAGUAGCACAAUGAUAUUAGUUUUAUGAGCAGAAGUUCCUGGCUAAAUAUAAAUCAGCUAUUACUGCCAAAGGGAGGUAUCAUUUAUUUUUUACAUUGCAGGAAACAGUUAUUUAUUAAAGAUAUUUACAUUUAACUUGCUAUUUUCAGAAACUCUACAAACAGUUUAUAUCCGAGUAUCACAUAAUAUUGUUAUGAAUUGUAAUGAGCCCCAAACACCUUAAGCUUUUUUUUUUUUAAAUAAAUUAAUGCAGCUGGAUGGAUUAAAUAUACUGACAAAGACCUACCUGCUUUCUCUUGGGAGAGCAGUUGCUUGGGCUGCUUCAGACUGUGUAAUUUUGUUGAUUUUACUACAAUUUCUCACAGAUCCAAGGAGAUGGGAUCCUAAAAAAAUCAGAGGGAGUGAAGUUAGAAUUAUUUCCAGCUGGCAAGUACUGACAUUAGUAUACAAUUCAAUAUGGUACAUACUUGGUGUCAGAAUAGCAACUUCUCGGACAGCUAUCUAUAGGAGUCUCCUGGCAGGACAACAGUUUGAAAUACGAUUGCAUAUAUUUUAUGAAAGUAUUUUUAAGCUACCAAAUUGUGCCAAUACAUCAUAAUCAUAACAGUAUCAUCUGAUACCUUAAAAGGAUGAUAUGUCAAUUCAGAUACUCUUUAUGAGCGCAUGAAAUGAAAUCCUUUCGACAUGCAAGAAAUUACUGUUUCAAUGAUUUCCUCAGCAGUAAAAUGUCUUUUACAGCUACACACACAGAAACCGUGAGACCGUAAGUGCCUGCCUCUGCAGAGCACAGCUGGAGUCUGGAGUCCUGACUUGUGUCCCAUUUUAGUGGGCUCAUAUAUGCAACUGAUCCUGUUUACUUGCUGAGCUCCUCUAGGGUUUUGAAACCAAUUAAGUUUGGUCUCUACAUCCCUGAAAGUUGAAAAAGGUUUAAAUUUAUUUGGCAAGAAACAGACCUCAUCUGAGUUCCAGAUUAGCUCGAACUAUACUUGUUUAUCAAACUGGACACCAAAAUCACGUACAUUUUCAUAACAAAGAAGUCAGAUGACCUGUAUUCUUUCCCCCAUUUCACACCCCCUCCCCGCCGAAGUAUUUCAUGCUAAUUAUUUCUUAAGACUUUCUGCAGAAAUAAAGAAGAUGAAGAAAUUGUUCUAAUCCUCUAGCUGGACAGAGACUCACUGACAUCCAGAUUCCUUAGGUGCCUAUUGUCAUUUCAGGGGAGAAUAAAGAGGGGGAAAGGAUGGACUGAGUCAGCUUCCUGAACAAUAAAUGCAACUUCAAUAAGAUUAAUUCAGAAUACUUAAUAUACAGCUUUAUAACAACUGCAUAAAUCCUGAACCAUAUAUCUUAGACAUGUCAACAUACUUUAAGGUGGGCUUUAACAAUCUUUUGGCUUCUAUGAAUUCCACCUUAAAAACCUCUAAGUCAAGUGUUUUUAUUUUUUUACUAUGAAACUGUCAAAAUAUGAACUUUGUGGCUAAAUGUACAUCCAGGGACAAGUCAGAAAGCUCUGGAUAAAAGGACAGGAACAACAUACAAGUACUUUCAGAGUGAAAACAGUACAAUGAAAAACUAUGCAGAGUCAACCUUGUGAUUUCAAUAAUAUAACGUUGUGGCAUUAUAUGCAAUAUCUGCAGUAAUUUAGGAAUGUAAUAUGUUCAUUGUUAAGGCUGUAAUUGAUGUGAUUUCUUCAAAGCUGCUUUUUUUAGAUUUGUGCAUCUCAGCAUUUUUAUUGCUAUUUAGUCAUGGCACCUACACUUUCUGUGGGCAAAGAUGGAGUGAGCGUUGCAUUUCAAAUUUAAAAUUAUUUUAAUUUUACAGAAACAUUUAAUGGAACUAAUGUUUCUAAAGCAAAUGUGAUCUGUUUUUAAACUCUGAGUAAAAACACCUGAAAUGUCAAAACUGUAUGCAUUUGUGCAAGGCACUUAUGAAAAAUAUUUAAAAAUAAUAGGGAACCACAUAUUAGGAACUGAAUGUGGUCUUAGUUUUUCAACCUAGCAGGUUUAAUUUAUGGAAAGCCGGGUACAAAGCUGAACUAGAAUUGGCACUGUACUACUGUUUCAAUCCACAUUCCACAAUCUAGUCUUCAUUUCAGUUUGUGUCUAUUAACCCCCCAUUAAAAAUAAUGAUUUGACCUUGAACUUUUUCAUCGUUGAAUUGUUUAUUGAUGGUUUACAUUAUCAAAAAAUAUAAAAAGAGUAACUAUAAAUUCCUGUGCUGCUAUAUUACCAGAUAAUUUGGAUAGAGUUUAUUUUGAACUAUCCUCCAGUGGCAAGAUUUUUCAAAGCUGCUUUAGAAGUAAUAUGAAGUAGUCACAUUACAGAGAUGAUUAUGUAGAUGCUGCCAAUUUGUGUUCUGUUGUAUCUGUUCACUGGGAUUCUCAGCAUAUUAGUUAAUAAGUUAAAAAAGUCAAGGCAACUGUUAAUGGUUAUUUUAUUAAACAGAUAAUGGAGCUUUCCCAUUCUGACUGCAGAAUUAUACAAUAUUGUGGCUGCGUUAGCUGUAAGUUGAUGAUGCAUUUAUUAUUAAUCACCAUACUAGAAACAUUGAAUGUAUAUAAAAGCUUGAACUUGUUUAAAAAAAUCUCCCCCUCGACCAUCUUGCUUUCCCAGUGAUUCCUGUCACUUCCAUUUUCUUUGUUACCGUGUGAAACAAAACUUUCUCUACAAUAUGCAAGGCCUUACUGUCAUGCUCCAAAACUACAUUUCAAUUAAAAAUCACUUCUCACCCUGGAUCAGUCCUGGUGGCAAUCUGUAAAAAGAAGCUAAACAUAUAAAUAGUUGCACUUCUAAAGUUACUUGGCUGUGGAGAACCAAAGGACAACAUGGGAAGAAGUGUUAAGAAGUGUAGGGUACGUCUUCACUACCCGCCGUAUCGGCGGGUAGCAAUCGAUUGCUCAGGGAUCGAUAUAUCGUGUCUUAUCUAGACGCGAUAUAUCGAUCCCCGAACGUGCUUAUAUCGAUUCCAUAAUUCCACCAACCCGAACGGAGUUGCGGAAUCGACAGGGGGAGCCGCGGACAUCAAUCCCACGCCGUGAGGACGGUGAGUAAUUCGAUCUUAGAUACUUCGACUUCAGCUACAUUAUUCACAUAGCUGAAGUUGCAUACCUAAGAUCGAUUUUGCCGCGUAGUGUAGACCAGCCCGUAGUGAGGAGAUAGAUCAUUGAUGUAUCUCCAUGACUGAGGAUAAAAGUGUCUGAGAAAUUUGGCCACGGUUCAUCUAGGUGAAAAGAAAAAGAAUGAUAGGCAGUGAAGAUAAACAGAGCAAAAGGUUACAAAAUCCCCUCCCCCCACAAGUACUUAAGUAAAGCCUUGUUCAUUCUAGCAGCAAUCAUCUACAAACCAGAUCAGAUAUUUGAUGUUACUGUACCACAUUUUUUUUUUGUCCUUUAAUUCUUUUGGGCUUUGUUUUUCAAUAAAAUAAUAAAGAAAAAGGUCUUGUUUUUUUAAACGAAAACUUCAUAAGAUCAUAUGAGAUUUGUUAUAGUUUCACAAUGUACCGGUAAGCCCCUUUGUUUUCAGUUUUAACUGAUUUUUACCUAAAAUUUACUGGGUUUUACAAAAGUAUUUUUCAUUUUUUCACCCUACUUUUGUAUCAUUCAAAUAGAUUAAAACCAACUUGUUUUAUUAGGAAAAUACAAUACAUUGUAUGAUAUAUAUGUGUGUACAUGCAAAGCUGCCUGUUGAAGUAAGGCUAUGUAUUAGUCUAGAAGGCACACAUGUAAGCUUUGAAGUGCGUGUGUAUCUAAACAUACUGAUGAAUCUCACCCCCCAGGUACACAUUUCAAGCUAUUAGCAGAUAACAGUUUAAAUAUUUGACACACUAAAAUGGGAAGAAAACGAAAAUCUGUCUCAAAAAAUGUUUCAGAACACAAGAAAAUAUUCAAAAGUUUUAAAAAAACAGAAACAGGAGAAAAGGCUGAAGUUAUGUGUAUGCGCUGCAAAUGGUGUGGCCCAAUUAUUAAAUGUUUAUAGGCUAAGUCUACAACAGUAAACUGUUUAUUCAAGUGAAAAGUUUUAUUUGGGGAUUAGAGAGAUACUGUUUUCUUAAACUCAGAGGUAGCAAUGUGUUUUGAGUUCUGUUUUAGUUCAGCAACCCACAUUGAUGAACGGAAUUCAAAGCGUUAAUCUACUGAAUACUUUUUCCCCCUGCCCAUCUUUCCAUCCACCAAAAUAAACCCCAACAUUUACCCAGAAAAAUUAUGAAUCGUUUUUUGCACUGAGUUUCCCACCCAGUUUAUAAACACUGAUAAAUUCCCGGGGAAAAUUAAAUAAAAUAAAAACUGAAAACAAAGGUCUGUAUGUAUAGGGUAAAUAAGAGUUCUAAACCAAGGGGAAAGAGCCUAAAACUAAGUAUGGAGAAAUUAGAUGAGGAUAGUUCUUGGUAGUUCAGACAUUGGAUCGGACAAUGGAAUAACAUGUCUGUUGUGGUAACUGAAGCUACAGAGAGAAGUGGGCUAGUGAGGGCUGAAAGGUGAGUGGGGUUUGUACACACAGUCUUGUAUGAUAUAGAAGCUUGGCCACGAUGGCCCAAGAAGUAAAUUUCAAUCGUAACUAUCUACAUGUUUGUGCAUCAACCCCUAAUUACAAUUAAUAUAAUAUUUUCCUAGUUUCCUGUUGUGAGCUGUGAAAAAGCACACAGCUAUAGACUGGAAUAAUUCCUUUGGAAACAGACUUUUGCAUGUGAAGGUCAAUAUGGGAUGCUGUAAGGUGCAGGUUAUGAGACCCAAACUUCUUGUCCUUGCAUACACAAACCUCCCAUUCACCUCAGUGGAAGUUCUGCAUGGUGAUGUGGUUGGCUAUGUAUCUGCACUAAUUUCAUAUCCAGAAAUCUUUUUAAAUGUUGAUGAAAAGUGUGAUGAAGUUGUAUGUGCAAAGAGCCUGGAUUUCUAAUUUUUUUUUAAACAAGAUAGCAUAUAGAUUCAAUCACAUUAUUUGUUAAUGACUCCUAAUACCAUGUACGAUAAGUUAAACUUUUUUGGAUUCACUCUUUUGAAGUGUAAAUAUCCUCUGAAACCAGAAAAAUGUAGUUUUAUUUUGCAUUCCUAUUUAUCUUUAAAACAAAACUAAGCAACAGGAAGGCAAGGGAAUCAAUUUAAUCUAAACUGGUUUUUAAAAUGUGCUCCUGUGCUAAAAGUUAAUGUAGCUUCAUCCUGGAUUGAAAUCCUUACAACCAAGCUAUAAAGCAUUAAGAACUCCAUCACACAUAAAAAAUCAUGUAUAUUUUUAUUUAAAGAGCAUUUUCUCUUCUGAAUAUUUGACUUUUAAAUAUCACCAGCAUCAUUGUAUAUAAGCAGAUAUCCUUUAUCCAUUAUCUUGGAUGAUGUAUGUAAGGUAAAGUAGUUUGUCAGUUUAUUAUUGUUUAAUAUGAUUACAUUGUUCUUUGUGUUUAAACUGUUACAUGUUGCCAUUAAACUUUCUAUGUCUGUCUAGUUAAUAUUGUGAAGAAAUAAUAAAAUACACUGUGAGU
Gopherus flavomarginatus (Mexican gopher tortoise) is the source of this 6517-nucleotide messenger RNA. It is a transcript of the gene BCL2, whose product is annotated as BCL2 apoptosis regulator. The record is from RefSeq and is a predicted model, not a curated record. The transcript has 4 exons. Lineage: Eukaryota; Metazoa; Chordata; Testudines; Testudinidae. Gene Ontology annotation, cellular component: mitochondrial outer membrane. Bases 288 to 989 code for a protein of 233 amino acids. Gene Ontology annotation, biological process: intrinsic apoptotic signaling pathway in response to DNA damage; negative regulation of intrinsic apoptotic signaling pathway; extrinsic apoptotic signaling pathway in absence of ligand. Gene Ontology annotation, molecular function: protein heterodimerization activity; protein homodimerization activity.